Molecule: messenger RNA, 729 nt
Organism: Dentiscutata erythropus
Lineage: Eukaryota; Fungi; Glomeromycota; Glomeromycetes; Diversisporales; Gigasporaceae
Source: the annotation of a GenBank genome assembly
AUGUUUCUCACAAGAUCUGAAUACGACCGUGGAGUUAACACUUUUUCUCCUGAAGGCCGUCUAUUUCAGGUUGAAUAUGCGAUCGAGGCUAUUAAGUUGGGCUCCACUGCGGUAGGGAUUCAAACCUCUGAAGGCGUUGUCUUGGCAGUGGAAAAACGCGUCACAUCUCCACUUUUGGUAUCAAGCAGUAUCGAAAAGAUUAUGGAAAUUGAUACUCAUUUGGGUUGUGCAAUGAGCGGUUUGACAGCCGAUUCCAGAACAAUGAUAGACCACGCCAGAGUUGAGGCACAAAAUCAUCAUUUUACUUAUAACGAAAAGAUUAAAGUAGAGUCGGUCACACAAGCCGUAUGCGAUUUGGCACUGAGGUUUGGUGAGAGUGCACAUGGAGAAGAAUCUAUAAUGAGCCGACCUUUUGGCGUCGCAUUAUUGAUUGCCGGCGUCGAUGAGAAGGGUCCUCAACUAUACCACGCCGAUCCUUCUGGUACUUUUAUGCAAUAUGAUGCUAAAGCAAUUGGCUCCGGAUCUGAAGGUGCUCAGACAGAAUUGCAAGAAGAAUAUGAUAAAUCUAUAAGUUUGGUAAAUGCUGAAACACUAUCUCUUAAAGUUCUUAAACAGGUUAUGGAAGAAAAAUUGAACAAUACAAAUGUUCAGCUUGCAUCUAUCACUCCAGAAUAUGGGUUUAGAAUUUAUAGUGAAGAAGAAUUACAAGUAGUAAUUGAUAGAUUAUAA